Molecule: messenger RNA, 1260 nt
Organism: Entrophospora sp. SA101
Lineage: Eukaryota; Fungi; Glomeromycota; Glomeromycetes; Entrophosporales; Entrophosporaceae
Source: the annotation of a GenBank genome assembly
AUGAAAAAACGUUUUAAUAAAGAUGAUAUUUCCUCACCAAAAGACUUUGAGCAUCUGAUACAUACUGAAAGUGAAGAACAAGCCCAAGAGUUUUUAGUUUAUUGGAAUGAAAAUCCAAACAAUAGCAAAUUACCAGAUGCUACGGUACAAUUUAAAACUUUAUCCAAAAUUUCAAAAGGUUUUGAUGUCGAAAAAAACUGUACUGGAACUGUUAUAAUUAAAAAUAACACAAGCAAUGUACAUAAAGAAGAAUUUUCUCAUCAGGAAAUAGUUCCAUCUUUGAUUACCAUAGAGAAAUCUGUAGCGACCAAAGUUUAUUUUGAAAAUUACUUUUAUAAUAUCCUCAAAAAACCUCCAGGACGUGUAAAACGUCGUUUACAACUUGAAGCAGAUUUGGAAAAAAUGGUAAUAUCUGAUAAAGAAAAACUGGAAAUCAGACAAGAUUGGCUUAACCUCGAGUCGGAGUAUAUGCGACUUUUGAGAAAAAAGAUUACCAUAAACUCUUUUAUCAUUAUUAAGACAAUUGGUCAUGGUGCAUUUGGAGUCGUGAAACUUGUAAAAGAAAGAGGCACUGGAAUGUUGUAUGCAAUGAAAAUCAUGAGAAAAGCUGAUAUGCUGAAGAAAGGUCAAGAAGGUCAUAUUCGUGCCGAACGAGAUCUUUUGACUGCAGCAGCAGAGUCUGCUCAUUGGAUAGUAAAGUUGAUUUAUUCUUUUCAAGAUUCAGAUCACUUGUAUCUUGUGAUGGAGUAUAUGCCUGGCGGUGACUUGCUUAAUCUUCUAAUUGAAAUGGAAAUAUUCAAAGAAAAUUUUGCAAAAUAUUAUAUCUCUGAAAUGAUAUUAUGUAUUGAAGAGGCACAUAAAAUGGGUUAUAUUCAUCGUGAUAUUAAGCCUGAUAACUUUUUAUUUGAUGGCAAAGGUCAUAUAAAACUUUCAGAUUUUGGCCUUGCAACAGAUUUUCAUUGGGUACAUGAUUCGGCAUAUUAUGAACAACAACGAAGAGACUUAUUACAUAAAACAGGAGUAGAUAUUGAAGCGGAUACUUUUUCAAAGGCUAUGAGUAAAAAAAUUAGAUCGUCAAAAUUGAUGGAACAAUGGUUAGAAGAGGAAGAUGCCGAGAAUGGUGGUGUUCCAAAAACCAGAAUUUUGAGUUGGAGAGAUAAAAAUCGAAAAAAAUUGGCUUUUUCAAUUGUAGGAACUAAUAAUUAUAUGGCACCAGAGGUUAUAAGAGGCACUGGAUAUGAUAAAAGUUGUGAUUGGUAA